GCAUAAAAUCAUGUCUUUCAUUUCGUUUUGUAUUGCUCUAAGCUUGGCCUUGGGUAUUGGUGUGAUAAUUGAUUUACCAUAUAUCAGUGGAUGCAGAGAUGAUGAAAGAAAAUAUCUGCUCGAUUUCAGAGGAGGCCUAAACGAUUCCUAUGGUAGAUUAAGCACAUGGCACGGAUACAAUUGUUGCGCGUGGGAGGGAAUUGUUUGUGACCACCAAACAAUUCAUGUUAUUCAACUUGAUCUCAAAAACCCUCAUCAUAAGGGAGAUGAUCAUCGUUAUCAAGUAAACCACCAGUUGAGGGGGAAGAUUCAUCCAUCUUUGUUUAAUCUGCAACAUCUGCGCCACCUGGAUUUAAGCUGGAAUGACUUCCAAGGCAUUGCUAUACCUCCACUGUUAGGAAGGCUCAAGAGGCUUACUUUUCUUAGCCUGGCUUAUGCUAGGUUUGAGGGUGAGAUCCCUCUAGAGCUGGGAAAUUUGUCAGCCUUACAACAUCUUGAUCUGUCAGACUAUUACAAAUUGCAUUCUUCAGAGUAUCGCAAGAAAUGGAGACUGAAGAGUUCAAGGUUUGAUGAAUUAGUCAGAAAUUUGAGAAACUUGGAAUACCUCGCAAUGAAGAGGGUGAACCUAGAAAAGGCGUCUCACAACUGGGGCGACUCUGUCUCCAGGCUCUCAAAACUUAGAUUGAUUUACCUGUCUGCAUGUGGUCUUUCAGGAAGUAUUCCUUCACUUCUAAACCUUACCCAUUUAUCCCAGCUCCAUCUUCGACAUAGCUCCUUUCCAUUCCAAGUACCGUCCUGGUUACAGAAUGUCUCAUCCUUGGUUUCACUUGAUCUCACUGACUGUGAUCUCACUGGUUCCAUCCCUUCCGAUUUCUUGCACGAAGCUUCAAGUCUGAGCAAUCUUUGUUUGAGAAAAAACAGUCUACAAGGAGUAAUUCCUGCUUCCAUUGCAAACUUUUCGAAACUUGAGACACUCGAUCUCUCCGACAAUCAGUUCACGGGGGUUAUACCCCUAUUUGGAUCUCCAGCGAGGCAACCGUCUAGUCUUUCAAUGAUUGAUCUUGCAUUUAACAAUUUGAAGGGCAGAAUACCAGACUGUGUUGGUAGGCUUUCCUCUCUCCAAUAUAUGGAUCUCAUGAGAAAUCAACUAAAUGGUGAUAUCCCAAACUCUUUGGGUAAGCUCUCUAUAUUAAGUUGCCUUAAAUUAGACGAUAAUCAGUUGUCUGGAGCAAUACUAAAUUCAUUUUCAGAGCUUGUUGGAUUGGAAGUACUGUCGCUUUCUUCCAACAAUUUAACAGGCGUUGUUUCUAUUUCCAUGUUCCAUAAUUUGACUCAACUUCGUAUACUCCAGUUAUCUAGAAAUCAGCUGACUAUCAACAUUCCUUCAAGCUGGGUUCCACAGUUUUCUCAUCUGGAGUACCUGGGAUUAAGCUCUUGUAAUAUUGAAGGAAAUUUUCCAGCAUUUCUGUCUACUCAAUAUUUACUAGAAGAUUUGGACCUGUCAGAUAACAGAAUUCGGAGAGGUGUUCCUACUUGGCUUAAGGAUCUUACUAAGCUGAGGAUGCUUAAUCUUUCAAAUAACCAACUAGGAGGCUUUCUGCCCCCACUCAACUACAGUAAUUUUGAAUUGGUGGCCUUGCAUAAUAAUAGCUUUCACGGCCCUAUUUCAGCUCUUUCAUUUUAUGGAUUCACAUUGGAUUUGUCACAUAACAAGUUUAAUGGUUCUAUUCCUGCUACAAUCUUUCCAUACAACUAUUUGUCCCUGUCCGCAAAUAAUCUGAGUGGAGAUCUGGGGAGAUGUUCGUCUCUUGUAAUUUUAAAUUUGGCUCAAAAUGAUUUCCAAGGUGAGAUACCAGAGGAGGUAGGAAAUCUGACUCAACUCCAGACAUUAAACCUCAAUGGAAACAAUUUGCAAGGUGUUAUUUCUCCAUCUACUGCAAAUUGUGCAUAUAUUGAGGUACUGGACAUAGGAAAUAACAGGUUUGAAGGGAGGAUCCCAAUUUGGAUUGGAAAGAUGAAAUGUUUACAAAUACUCAGUUUGACAAAUAAUAAGCUUGAGGGUAGUAUUCCAUCCGAGUUGUUUGAGCUAAAGAGUCUUCAGGUCUUAGAUUUAUCUUAUAACAAUAUAUCAGGAAGUAUCCCCGAAAGUUUAGAAAUGCUCCAUGCUAUGAUAAGUCAAUCACAGAGUUUAGAAAUGCAACGUUUUGAUGUAUCAGACGGUUUUUUUACUGAAGCCAAUACAUACAUCUAUCACUCAACACUCUUUGUGGAUCAAAUAACUCUCUGGAUUAAAGGAACGGCACGUCGAUAUCAAAAAAUAUGGAGAUCAGUCAAAGUUAUGGACUUGUCACAUAACAAGCUCCGGGGUAGCAUUCCUCCGAAAAUGGGACUUCUCCAGGGCCUAGUUGCUCUGAAUAUUUCAAACAACAACAUCAGUGGCUCAAUUCCGAAAUCCUUUGGACAGAUGGUUAGCCUGGAGUCUCUGGAUCUUUCAGGAAACAUGUUAUCAGGGAAGAUUCCCCAAGAGCUUGUAAGUCUCACUUUCCUUUCUGUCUUGAAUCUUUCAUACAACAUGCUUUCUGGAUUAAUUCCGCAGGGUUAUCAGUUUUCAACGUUUGAAGAUUCUUCAUUUCUUGGGAACCCCAAACUUAGGGGGCCUCCCCUCGAUAAUAGAACACAGAGCUCUAGUUUUGGUGAAAGAGGUCGCCAGGUAGAGUUGAAUAAUACAGUUAUUGCAAAUGAUACAGAUAAAAUGGAUCGAUGGUGGGCAGUGACAGUGGGGUUAUGUUACGGGAUGGGAUUUGCUAGUGUGAUUGCAGUGUUGUGUUUUCUCAUAGAAUGGAGGUACAGAUGCUUUGCUUUGCUGGAUGCUGUUGUGGCUUAUCUUUGUGAGCGUUGAAAACCCUACCUGUUUGCUAUCUAUUGUUGCCUGACAUACAUCAAGUAAUUUGUUGAGUUUAUAAUGGUGUUAGUUGUAAAGUGUUUUCCGGAGUUGAGACAUAUAUAAUGCUGUAUUCUACUAUGGUAGGGUAUUUAAAUGCUGGAAAUACAAAUUAUGUUGUUUAAAGUCAAGUUUAUAGUGAAGAUUUUAAUUUAUAU
Molecule: messenger RNA, 3099 nt
Organism: Cryptomeria japonica (Japanese cedar)
Lineage: Eukaryota; Viridiplantae; Streptophyta; Pinopsida; Cupressales; Cupressaceae
Product: receptor-like protein EIX2
Exons: 2
Coding region: 11-2899 (962 amino acids)
Molecular function (GO): protein binding
Source: RefSeq, a predicted model, not a curated record